Messenger RNA from Salvelinus fontinalis (brook trout), 926 nucleotides. Its product is annotated as butyrophilin-like protein 1. The coding region runs from base 348 to 824 and encodes 158 amino acids. The transcript has 3 exons. The record is from RefSeq and is a predicted model, not a curated record. Lineage: Eukaryota; Metazoa; Chordata; Actinopteri; Salmoniformes; Salmonidae.
AUUUGUCUGUUUUGUUUAUUGACAACCAAUAACACAAGACAAAGAACAGACCAGAGUGUUAAUCUGAUACUAUAAAAACUACAGGCCUUGUGAACAGCAGUGUGUCUUCUUCAAGGCUACAAAUUAAAUCAGUUUCUUUACAUUUAUCAAAACUCUCCCCAAAUGUUCUCAAGGUAGGUUGGAUUAUGAUGUCAGAUGUUCUUCAGAUUCUACUGAAUGUAUAUUCCAUAGAACCCUGCCUCCUGACACAAUAUCCUGUAUCUGCCAUAGAGCCCAAUGCUGGUUAUCACUAACAAUGAACAUAAUCAUUUGAUCAGAGAUAGGACAAUAACAAAACAACAUUAUUUAUGAAGUUAACCAGAUCUCAUUGGUGCCCACAGUUCCUACAUGAGGGAGGCUUGCGUGACAGGAGAAAUCUGAUUGGUCCUGUUUGCUCUGUAUAUAGUGAUGUAGUCCACCACACAGAACUCACCUCUCUGUUUUACACCAUAGCCUCAGGAUCAGAGUACUUACAACAUGAGACCCAGGAGGACAAGCUGAAGAGGGAGGCAUCAGCUGGUGAGCUUGUUAAAAUGGCAGAGUCCAGAGUUCAUAAUCAGUUUAAACUCACCUCAGAAGACUAUGUGAGGGCUGAUGUUGGUGAAGAGGUCACCCUCCCCUGUCACCUCUCACCUGACACCAGUGCUGUUGCCAUGACGAUCAAGUGGUUUAAAGAGACAGAGUGUAUUUACCUGUAUAAGAAUGGACAGGUGACAGAGAGGAGUGGCUAUGAGGGCAGACUGAGUCUGGUCACCCAGGAGCUGGAGAGAGGCACGUGUCUCUGAGGCUGAGAGACUUCAGGGAGUCAGAUACAGGAGACUACAUAUGUCAGGUCAUCCAUGGAGAACAGAAGGAGGAGGCUGGAGUGUUUUUAUGGGUCAGAGGAG